AUGCUGUACAAGUCUUGUAAAAAAUGGCUGGCGUAUUCAGUCAUAUUCACAUUCCUGACCGGAUGUCUGGCAGUGGAAAUGAUCGUAAAAGAACCAUGGCCUGUAGGUAAUCACUUCCGGGUGGAGGCCAAAUGUUCUUUGACUAUAACAGAAUACCUAACUUCAUUCCACGUAUAUAUAUCAUUUGAUCGACCAACGACCAACCUUGAGGUGUUCAUAGCAGAUGAGAGAGAUAAGGAACCGAGCGGGUUAUGGUACUAUGUACAGACGAAAUACCCCUACGGAUCAAACCAGUCUCCAUUAGACAUGGUCUUCCAUGUUGACCUUACCACUAAUGAAAAACCUAGUGGUGUCUGUUCUGAAGUGAAUGGCGAUAGGCUUAACGUUAACACAGCAGGACAGAUGACGACAAAAAGUACUACGUCAUCUAACGUAAUAACGACUGUGCCCUCAACUACAAGAUCACCAACGACAACAACUACAACCACGACGGUAACAGCUCCAACCACGAAGGUAACAGCUCCAACCACGAAGACAUCUACUUCUACAAGCGGUCCAACAACACCUACAACUACAACAACAACAACAACAACAACAACACAGAGAGCAACAGGGGUCACAUCAGUGCCACCACCGUACGACUAUGGGGAAUUGUUACGGCUGUCAAUACUGUUCUACGCUGCUCAAAGAUCAGGUGAUCUACCAGACGAUAACCCAAUAUCGUACAGAAAGGACUCGGCUCUGACAGACCAAGGCGACAACGGAAGAGACCUGGUUGGAGGCUUUUACGACGCUGGUGAUUAUGUCAAAUUCAACUUUCCUAUGGCUGCGUCAGUUACUUUGUUAACAUGGGGACUGAUUACAUGGCCUGACGCAUACGCCUCUGCCGGACAACUUGAUUCCAUGUAUGACUGUAUUAAAUGGCCGCUGGAUUACUUCGUGAAAUGCUGGGAUGAGAACAACAAUGCCUACUACACACAGGUUGGAAAUGGAAUCGCUGAUCACGCCUAUUGGGGACAGCCAGAAAAUAUGACGAUGGCGAGACCUGCACUUAAAUUGACCGCAAACAAACCCGGAAGUGACGUGGCUGGUGAAACCGCCGCAGCAAUGGCCGCAGGUGCCAUUGCAUUCAAAUCAAGAGAUCCAGCGUAUUCAGAUUUGUUACUAAACAAGGCAAAGACUUUGUACACGUUCGCAAAAAUGCAUCGAGGGAAAUACUCGGAUUCAUUCCCAGAGAUAAGAGAGUUUUACGGGUCUAGCGGAUAUGAGGAUGAACUGGCCUUGGCUGCCGCCUGGCUCUAUAAAGCAACACAAGUGACAACUUACCUCGCUGAAGCCCAGCUAUACUACUCCUCAUCUGGCACACCAUGGGCUCUUUCCUGGGACUCAAAGACCCCUGCUGUACAGAUUCUUCUCUACAACAUUACAAGGGAACCAACGUACCGAUCAGAUAUCUUACGGUUUCUCGAAUCUUGGCAGUCUGGGAAUGGCCUUCAUUAUACACCACAAGGUUUAGCAUGGAGGGACCAAUGGGGGUCCCUACGGUACACAGGUAACACGGCUCUUGUGGCGCUGAUGGCGGUCGAGCAAGGACUUGACGAGAAAUACCGUACAUGGGCACAAUCUCAAAUCCAUUACAUGGUUGGAGACAAUUACAAUGAGUUUAGUUACGUCAUUGGAUUUGGUAACGACUUUCCACGGAAUCCACACCAUGCAAGCAGUUCAUGUCCGGUAUCCAAUUUACCUUGUGGCUGGUCUUUCUACAAUGAUCUGAGCCAGCCUAAUCAUCACGUACUACUGGGUGCCCUAGUUGGAGGUCCUAGCAGAAAUGACGAAUAUGAGGACAAACGAACGGACUAUAUAAUGAACGAAGUCACAUGUGAUUACAAUGCAGGAUUCCAGUCAGCUGUAGCAGGUCUUCUCCAUUUCCAUGUGCUUUCAAAUCCAGUAGAGGUAACGACGAUGGGGCCAACUCCAUUACCACAACAAACGCCCGGAGGGGAUAUGGUGGAAUCCAAAGCUACAAAGAGUUCUUCAUAUCUCUUUUUAAGGAUGCCCUGCUUAUGUCUACUGCUAAUCUACUGGACAUCUGAAAAUCCAUUUUAA
This is a messenger RNA of Ylistrum balloti, 2106 nucleotides long. Its product is annotated as endoglucanase 4-like. The coding region runs from base 1 to 2106 and encodes 701 amino acids. The transcript has 12 exons. Lineage: Eukaryota; Metazoa; Mollusca; Bivalvia; Pectinida; Pectinidae. Gene Ontology annotation, biological process: carbohydrate metabolic process. Gene Ontology annotation, molecular function: hydrolase activity, hydrolyzing O-glycosyl compounds. The record is from RefSeq and is a predicted model, not a curated record.